Messenger RNA from Metschnikowia bicuspidata var. bicuspidata NRRL YB-4993, 1899 nucleotides. RefSeq lists its product as uncharacterized. Lineage: Eukaryota; Fungi; Ascomycota; Pichiomycetes; Serinales; Metschnikowiaceae. The transcript has a single exon. Gene Ontology annotation, molecular function: transmembrane transporter activity. Gene Ontology annotation, biological process: transmembrane transport. Bases 1 to 1770 code for a protein of 589 amino acids. The record is from RefSeq and is a predicted model, not a curated record.
AUGAGCAAUUCUACAGACCCCAACACAAUCUCCAAGGAGAGGCUCGCCCACAAUUCACAGGAUAAUGACGAAACCUCCAACAAAGAAAGCAACGCCAACUACCUCUCAUUUUCCACCUCACCAGUGGAGCAGAAACACCCCCCAGAACACUUGGAGGACCAAUUGGGAAACGCUCAUGUGAAUCUUUUGUCAAUGAAAAAAUUACUCAUAUGUCUUCUCGGAACCUCGCUCAGUUUAUUUGCGGCCUUUUGUGACCAGACCAGUGUCACGGUGGCACUCACGUAUAUCGCAAAAGACCUCGACGCCCAGAAUACUAUUAAUUGGGCGGGUACUGCUUCUUUGCUAGCAAGCACUGUAUUCCAAGUGUUUUUUGGCCGGUUUGCGGAUAUUUUUGGCCGCAAGGAAGUUUUGCUAGCGUGUCUUUGUUUGCUUCUCAUCUCCAGUUUACUUUGUGGCUUUGCCGCUAAUGGCCCGCAGUUCUACAUCUUCCGGGCAAUUGCUGGCAUAGGCAGUGGGGGCGUGUCUUCUUUGUCAAUGGUAAUUAUGAGCGAUGUUGUCACGCUAAAGCGGCGGGGCAAACUACAGGGUAUUUUGGGGUCAAGUGUCGGAAUCGGUAAUGCAGUAGGGCCCCUCAUCAUGGCAUAUUUUGCAGAGCAAAGAACAUGGCGAGAUUUCUACCGCAUUAUGCCUCCCAUAAUUCUGGUGAUCAUUUUCUUGGUGUAUUUUUCAGUAUCAAGCAAGAAGAAAAGCUUGGACUCAGUUCUCUCCACCAGGGAGAAGUUGAAGAGCAUCGACUACAUCGGCAGUUUCUUUGCAGCAGCAUCCUUGAUCCUCCUUCUUAUUCCAGUAAGUGGUGGGGGCUCAGCAUAUCCCUGGAAUAGCGCUUUGGUCAUCGUAAUGUUUAUUGUUGGAGGUAUCUGCUUUGCCAUUUUUUUACUCGUCGAGUAUAAGAUUCCUGAGUUGCCCAUGAUUCCCCUCACGAUCUUCAAGAAUUUCACGCUUAGCGUCAUCUUGUUUUCAACAUUUCUUUUCGGCAUGGCAUACUACUCGUUUCUUUUUGCCGUGUCCUACUACUUUCAGUUAGUGAGAGGCCAUUCAGUCAAGAAGCUGGCCAUAUUCACCCUCCCUUUGGUGCUUAUGCAGGCAUCCAUGUCGGCUUUUGCCGGCUCAAUAAUGACAUUUACUGGCCGGUACCUUCCAGUGAUGAUUGCCGGCUAUUCUUUUUGGUUUUCUGGACAUGCAAUGACCCUUUUGUGGGACGAGCACACCUCUGAUGCCAUAAUUGUGGGUACCAUGGUUGUUCUAGGCACAGGCUGUGGAUUCAUUUUCCAACCCACAAUGGUGGCAGCACAGGCAAAUACAAGGAAGGCUCAGAGAGCCGUAGUCAUCAGUACAAGGAACGUGAUUCGGUCGUUCGGCGGUGCUUUGGGCACAGCAAUUUCCUCGUUGAUUAUCACUAAUUCUUUGUUGAAAGACAUUAAAGCCCAGGCAGGUAGUUCCAUUUUGCCUCCUCUGUAUAUGCGAUACAUGAAAGCAAACAUCUACUCGCAUCCUGAUGUUUCAGUGUUGACCAAAGAACAAGUCAAUGUCGUCAGACACAUGUACAGUGUGGCGCUCAGGAACUACUUUUACUUCACUCUACCACUUCUUGGGAUCUGCUUACUUUUGGCUUUCACCACGAGAGAUCAUGGCUUGCAGUGUUUGGAUGAGCCUCGGGAUAUAAAUGGGGGCGACAAUGAUUGUGCCGAAGCAAGCAAAGAAAAUGCAUGAAUUUCAGGUGAGAAAUGGCCUGACGUCUCCGAGACAUUCUUUCAUGGUCCUAACCACAUAGCGGGUCCAGAGGUGACUUUGAGGAUUUCGUACACAUGACAAUAUUGAGACAGGCCCUGAGAUAUCGCC